Cooperia oncophora is the source of this 942-nucleotide messenger RNA. Lineage: Eukaryota; Metazoa; Nematoda; Chromadorea; Rhabditida; Trichostrongylidae. The record is from the annotation of a GenBank genome assembly.
AUGAUGAUUCUUGUCGUGAAAGCAGUCAUGGGUAGAGCGACAGCAGCACGUUUGACAUCCAUUUUAGAGGCGUGCAUAAUUAUAUUGAAGCCGAGCUGCCUAACCUCACAUCACUUCCUCUUCCUGCUCAAAUUCGUGCUCAAUUGGGCUGUGACUGCUGGUGUUCUAACGGUAGAACAGAUGGAGGUCAUCAACGAUUGGCGAAAUGAGUACCACGCAGAAGAAGCGAAAGCCAGUGCGCGACUAUAUGGGCGACCAUACUUAAGAGUAAUCUCGGUGGACCCUGUAGACUACGAAUGUGACCAGUUAUUGGUACGGCUGGACGAAGUAGGAGUGCCAAGUGAUAGUUCGAGAGAACGAACAAAGAAAGCAAACGAAAAAGACGAGUCAGUUGGUGAAGCUGCAGGGAAAACACCGACAAUACCAUUGCACCAGUCACAGACACGUGGAGGAAAAACUCCUGCUGGGAAGAAAACGUUCACACCAAAACCAUCUCAAACACCUGUGAGACAAACACCUGCUGGGAAGAAAACCCCUACGCCACUUAAUGCAGCGAAAAUCGAGCAACUAAAAAAACCAAAGCCACAGGACCUAGACCAAGAAAAAACGCAAGAGGCGUCAGGAGACGAAGGAAAACGGGCAGAACUAAAAAAACGGAAGGAGAAAGGUUCGUUGGAAGAUACGGAGCCGUCAUCGCGAGCUGAAGCGGGAGCAAAGGCGGAGCCCAAACCUGUUCAUAGUGAACGAGCAAAAGAAGCGCUAGCAAAGCUCAAGGCGACCAGCCCGAGAAUUAAAACUCAGAGUACUAAGCUGUCUAGGAAGAAGAAGAUGCGGGCUGGAAAAACCGGCACUUCUUCGAUAGUGUCCAAAUCAAUGGCAUCAGACGAUAACCCGGAUAAUCCGAAAAGUAUCUUCUAUCCAUUUAAGAAGGAUAAGAAGUGA